This is a messenger RNA of Blepharisma stoltei, 204 nucleotides long. The record is from the annotation of a GenBank genome assembly. NCBI's taxonomy places the organism in Eukaryota, Ciliophora, Heterotrichea, Heterotrichida, Blepharismidae.
AUGCAUUUUAUCAAUUUUCUUAUUUUGCUUCGUUCCCCAAAUAUUAAAAUUUUUUUAGUCGAAACAGGAUUACCUAAAACAAUUAUUUUCUUGCUAGCUGCAACCACAAGGAUAGAGUUGCUUGGCAAAGUAACGACAGGGCUGCAUUUUUCAUCAAAAUUCAAGCUUAAACAAAGAGAAAAAUCCGAUAUAUUUCAUAUUUAA